UGCCUUACAGUGCGGACUGUAAAAGGGGGAUGCGCCUGUGUUAACCAACCUGGCAACCUGCCGGUGGUUAGUUAGGAGAAGAUGGUGGACUCGAAGGUAGCAACGUGCUCGAAACUCCGUCUGCAAAAAUAUUCACUCUGUCAACCUGGACUUAGAUAUAGAUUACCCGGAGACAACCACAGAUAAUAAACCGAAAACCCCGUUUAGGAACGAGACCUUUAUUUAAGUAAUUGGGUUAAACAGAAGGAGAGUUUAGGUCCUUAAAAGGACGUUUGAGCCGAAACGUGGACUAAAAGAUUUCUAAUUUAUUUAUUAUUUUCUGGAGAUUUCGGUGGAGCAGAACUACGGAGACCGACCAGCCGAGUUCCGCCGCUGACUUUACUCCGACUGUCACAGUUAACAAGCUGAGUGGGACCAGCUAGUUAGCGAGCUAACCUCAGCUAACUAGCUCAACAUGCCUCGGAGUAAAAAAGGGAAGCGCGGCUUCACUAAACCGGGGUCCCUACGCCAGGAGGUUCUUCAGCUUUCAGCUAAAGCCUCUCCCUUAUUAAAAGGCAUUAAAAAUGGGGUGAAAGCAGAGUCGGGAGCCAGCGACGACGACCUGAUGUCUGAUGUCCUGAGUCACUACAGCAGUGCCAGUGAAAGCACGUCGGUCCUGGAGGAAGGAACAGGAGGGGAAUCGGUAGACGAGCAGACUGCACAGGAGGAAACUGAAGACAAACUCAAACAGUGUAUUGACAACCUGACGGAUAAGAGUGCCAAGACUCGUCUGGCGGCCCUCGAGUCAUUGCGGCUGGCCUUCUCAUCCAGAGUACUGUACGAUUUCUUGACGGAGAGACGCCUCACCAUCAGUGACUGCUUGGAAAGAAGCCUUAAAAAAGGCAGCAGUGACGAGCAGGCGGCAGCAGCCACGGUCUUUGCUCUGCUCUGUAUCCAGCUUGGGGGUGGAGCCGAGUCAGAAGAAGGCUUCAAAAUGCUCCGCCCCAUCUUCACCACCAUCCUGAUUGACAGCGGAGCCAACCUUGCCGCGCGCCAGCGUUGUGCCAGAGCUCUGGGAAUGUGCUGUUAUGUUUCUACUGCUGAAGAUGGUGAGGAUUUGGUGAAGUCUUUGGCCCUUCUGGAGAGCGUGUUCAUGUCAUCCUAUCCCAGCAGAGAUGGAACACUGCCCACACUCAAAUCUGGCACUUCAGGCCUCCACUGCGCCGCCCUGCAGGCCUGGUCACUGCUGGUCACCCUGUGUCCUGCAUCCAGAUUGUCUGAACUGCUCGACAUUCACCUUCCCAAACUGCAGGCCUGUCUGCAGAGCAGCGACGUCAACUACAGGAUCGCCGUGGGAGAGACCAUCGCGUUGCUGGUGGAGCUGGGACGAGAUCUUGAUGAGGAUUUUGAGGUGGAUGACGCUGAAAGUCUGUGUGUGAGUUUGAAGAGUUUAGCCACUGACGGAAACAAACACCGAGCCAAAAACGACAGGAGGAAACAGCGCUCCAUCUUCAGAGAGGUGCUGCAUUACAUCGAGAAUGAUGACUUCACGGAGGAGAAGAUUCGGUUUGGGCUGGAGAGUGUUUUCAUCGAUAGCUGGACAAGGAGGAGAAUUUACGAUGCCUUCAAAGAGAUGAUGGAGUCUGGAGUCAGAUACCAGCUGCAGUACAAUCCACUGUUGAGGGACAUAUUUCAAUUGGGCCCUCCGCUGAUCCUGGGCGCUGCUGUAAGAGGCAACAAGAUCUCACGGUUUGAGAAGCAUCUCUUCAACGCUGCUGCCUUCAAAGCCCGGACAAAACAACGGAACAAAGUCCGGGACAAACGAGCCGACGUCAUGUGACACGACCAGCACGUCAAUGUGGAUUCAGUGCCUUCAAACACUGACACACGUUAAGACCCACUCGCCCGCAGACUCGGCACAGCCAACAUUUUGUCAGCAUGAAUUUGUUUUUUUCAUGGCGACUCGUUUGGAAGGAGGAGAUUUGAAGGGCUCUGUGGUUCAGAGGAUUUCCUGAAGUUAACUGUUGCUGCAGAUUGUAGAACAGCUCUAGAAGUUGAGUCAAAUGCUUCCUUGAGUACAACGAUGUACACACGAAAGCACCUGAGAAGGGGAUCACAGAUAUCAUCUUUCUGAGAUUUUUAUGAUGUUGUGAGUUCUUACCAAGAAGAUCAAAGCCCAUAAAUGGCUCCAAACCU
Messenger RNA from Thalassophryne amazonica, 2175 nucleotides. It is a transcript of the gene ifrd2, whose product is annotated as interferon-related developmental regulator 2. The coding region runs from base 455 to 1819 and encodes 454 amino acids. The record is from RefSeq and is a predicted model, not a curated record. The transcript has 13 exons. NCBI's taxonomy places the organism in Eukaryota, Metazoa, Chordata, Actinopteri, Batrachoidiformes, Batrachoididae.